UCUUCUUCUUUGCUACUCUUUUGCCUCCUCUUUCUCUACCUGUCUAUCUAUUGUUGAACUCUUCAAAUUCUUGUCCUAUGCUUCUCACUUAGCUCUAUCAACAAAAUUCAACUCUUUCUUUACUUCCUCUGUUUCUCACAGCUCCCAACUCACUCCUCUCCUACUCCUCAACGUAUUUCCAUCUCUACUCUCUCAUCCUGUGCUUCUACAACCAUGUCUCAGACUAACUGGGAAGCUGACAAGAUGUUAGAUGUUUAUAUCCAUGAUUAUCUUGUCAAGAGAGAUUUGAAGGCUUCUGCUCAGGCUUUUCAAGCUGAAGGGAAAGUAUCCUCGGACCCUGUUGCUAUUGAUGCCCCGGGAGGUUUUCUGUUUGAGUGGUGGUCGGUUUUCUGGGAUAUCUUUAUUGCUAGGACCAACGAGAAGCACUCAGAGGUUGCUGCAUCUUAUAUUGAGACACAAUUAAUAAAGGCAAGGGAGCAACAACAGCAGCAACAACAGCAACCACAAUCCCAGCAGUCACAGCAUCAGCAACAGCAACAACAACACAUGCAGAUGCAACAUCUCCUCUUGCAGAGAGCACAACAACAGCAACAGCAGCAGCAACAACAACAACAGCAAUCACAACAGCAACAGCCUCAACCACAACAACAACAAAGCAGGGAUAGGGCUCACCUUUUAAAUGGUAGUUCAAAUGGAUUAGUCGGAAACCCUGGAACUGCAAAUGCACUAGCAACAAAGAUGUAUGAGGAAAGAUUAAAACUUCCCCUUCAAAGGGACUCUUUAGAUGAUGCAGCACUGAAGCAAAGAUUUGGUGAGAACAUGGGCCAACUUUUGGAUCCAAGUCAUGCAUCGAUAUUGAAGUCAGCUGCAGCCCCUGGCCAACCUUCUGGGCAAGUUUUACAUGGUGCUGCUGGGGGGAUGUCUCCACAAGUUCAAGCACGUACUCAGCAAUUACCAGGGUCUACUCUGGAUAUAAAAGGCGAGAUUAGUCCUGUUUUAACUCCCAGAGCUGCUGGUCCUGAAGGAUCAUUGAUGGGAAUGCCUGGAUCAAAUCAAGGUAGCAAUAAUUUGACUUUGAGAGGGUGGCCACUCACUGGUUUGGAGCAACUGCGCUCUGGUCUACUCCAGCAACAAAAAUCUUUCAUGCAGGCUCCGCAGCCUUUUCAUCAAAUACAAAUGUUGACACCACAGCAUCAGCAACAGCUUAUGCUAGCACAACAAAAUUUGGCGUCACCAUCUGCCACUGAAGAAAGUAGAAGACUAAGAAUGCUUUUGAAUAAUAGGGGUAUUGGUCUAAACAAGGACGGUCUUUCAAAUCCUGUUGGUGAUGUGGUAUCUAAUGUCGGAUCUCCUCUUCAAGGUGGUGGCCCUCCUUUUCCUCGUGGAGAUACAGAUAUGCUAAUGAAGGUGAAACUGGCUCAGCUACAGCAGCAACAUCAACAACAAUCAAGUACCAACGCACAGCAGCAGCAGCAGCUUCAACAACAUGCUCUUUCAAACCAGCAAUCCCAGACUUCUAAUCAUAGCAUGCAUCAGCAAGAUAAAGUAGGGGGAGGUGGUGGCAGUGUCACUGUGGAUGGUGGCAUGUCAAACUCAUUUAGAGGAAAUGACCAGGUUUCAAAAAAUCAAAUUGGGAGAAAGAGAAAGCAGCCUGGAUCAUCAUCGGGUCCUGCCAACAGUACAGGCACAGCAAAUACGACAGGUCCAUCGCCAAGUUCAGCACCCUCAACUCCCUCAACACAUACGCCUGGAGAUGUGAUAUCGAUGCCUGCCUUGCCCAAUAGUGGUAGUUCUUCAAAGCCUCUAAUGAUGUUUGGCACUGAUGGUACCGGAGCCCUUACAUCAUCCUCUAACCAGUUGUGGGAUGAUAAGGAUCUUGAAUUGCAGGCUGAUGUGGAUCGCUUUGUGGAGGAUGGAUCACUAGAUGAAAAUGUUGAGUCUUUUUUGUCCCAGGAUGAUACAGACCCUAGAGAUACUGUUGGCCGUUGUAUGGAUGUAAGCAAAGGCUUCACAUUUACUGAUGUAAGUUCUGUACGGGCAAGCACAAGUAAAGUUGCCUGUUGCCAUUUCUCAUCUGACGGUAAAUUACUUGCAAGUGGUGGGCAUGACAAAAAGGCUGUUUUAUGGUACACGGAUUCUCUUAAACAAAAAGCUACUCUUGAAGAACAUUCAUCUUUGAUUACUGAUGUUCGGUUCAGUCCAAGCAUGCCUCGUCUUGCAACUUCUUCAUUUGACAGAACUGUCAGGGUUUGGGAUGUUGACAAUCCUGGUUAUUCUCUGCGCACCUUCACGGGACAUUCUUCAACUGUUAUGUCACUAGAUUUUCAUCCAAAUAAGGAUGACCUCAUCUGCUCAUGUGACGGCGAUGGUGAGAUACGAUACUGGAGCAUAAACAACGGCAAUUGUGCUAGAGUCUGGAAGGGUGGCACCACCCAGAUGAGAUUUCAGCCUCGUCUAGGGAGGUACCUUGCUGCAGCAGCAGAGAAUAUUGUGUCUAUAUUUGAUGUGGAGACACAAGUGUGUCGAUAUUCAUUAAAGGGACACACAAAAACGGUGGACUGUGUGUGUUGGGACCCUUCUGGGGAGUUGCUAGCAUCUGUGAGUGAGGACUCUGUGAAGGUGUGGUCUCUUGGAUCCGGGAGUGAAGGGGAAUGUGUUCAUGAACUUAGCUGUAAUGGCAGCAAGUUUCAUGCAUGUGUUUUCCACCCAACAUACCCUUCACUGCUGGCCAUUGGCUGUUACCAGUCAUUGGAGCUGUGGAACAUGAGCGAGAACAAGACAAUGACUCUGUCUGCUCAUGAUGGUCUUAUUACUGCCUUGGCUGUUUCAACUGUAAAUGGUUUGAUUGCUUCUACCAGUCAUGACAAGUUCCUCAAGCUCUGGAAGUGACCAUAUUUCCCUCUUAGUUAGUACUUUGUUUCCCUUCUCUGCUUCUUCCAGCAAUUUUUAUUUUCUAUGCAUCUUUAGCUACUAACUUAUCUCUAAUGUAACAUUGCCUUCCAUUAAAUAUCUAUACUUGGAUUGAAUCCC
Vigna radiata var. radiata (mung bean) is the source of this 3030-nucleotide messenger RNA. Its product is annotated as transcriptional corepressor LEUNIG. Bases 214 to 2889 code for a protein of 891 amino acids. The transcript is spliced from 18 exons. The record is from RefSeq and is a predicted model, not a curated record. Gene Ontology annotation, cellular component: nucleus. Lineage: Eukaryota; Viridiplantae; Streptophyta; Magnoliopsida; Fabales; Fabaceae. Gene Ontology annotation, molecular function: protein binding.